Molecule: messenger RNA, 3479 nt
Organism: Amyelois transitella
Lineage: Eukaryota; Metazoa; Arthropoda; Insecta; Lepidoptera; Pyralidae
Gene: Zw
Product: glucose-6-phosphate 1-dehydrogenase
Exons: 1
Coding region: 374-1867 (497 amino acids)
Biological process (GO): glucose metabolic process; pentose-phosphate shunt, oxidative branch
Cellular component (GO): cytosol
Molecular function (GO): glucose-6-phosphate dehydrogenase activity; NADP binding
Source: RefSeq, a predicted model, not a curated record
GACCGCUUUUGGCUGCGAUUGAUGCAAAAUAUUUGAAAUUAAUAACUCCCAAUAGUAAUUGAAGACAAUUUAGGAAUUGUCCAAUCACAUCACUCACCGUUGCGGGGGCUUUUAAUUAUAGGAAACAAACUUAUGUGAGAGUUUAUAAGUUUAUAUCCACUUGUAUUGAGUGAAUUAGUUUAUUUUAUAAUAGCACUUGGUUUGUAGUUUUAGACCUUUAUAAGUAUGAUCGUGAAUAUUUUGUAAAUUAGAAAGUGAAUUGAAGUUUCCAACAAGAAGUGAAUAAAGAAAAACUGUAUUUAGCGCGACUCAUUGAAUUUGGCUUUAACUAAAGCAGGCAAUAAGUGGUAUUAUUUGUCAUAGUCAAUAUAUAAUGGAAAAUAAAACAGAUUUCAACUAUCCCCAUACUUUUAUCUUAUUGGGCGCAUCAGGGGACCUCGCUAGGAAGAAAAUUUAUCCAACAAUUUGGUACUUAUAUCGAGAUAAUCUGCUCCCUGAAAAAACUAAAUUUGUUGGUUAUGCUCGUACAAAACAGACAAUAGAGGAAGUGAAGGAAAAAUGCAACAAGUAUAUAAAAGUACGCCCAGGUGAUGAAGAAAAAUAUGAAAAAUUCUGGGCAAACAAUGAUUAUAUUGCAGGAUCAUAUGAUAAGAGAAUUGACUAUGAACUCCUUAAUCAGUCUAUCACAAAAUAUGAAAAAGGACCAGUAGCAAAUCGAAUUUUCUACCUUGCUGUUCCUCCUACUGUCUUUGAAGAUGUCACUGUAAAUAUUAAAAAUGCUUGUAUAUCUAUAAAGGGCUUCACAAGGGUAAUUAUUGAGAAACCUUUUGGCAGAGAUGACGAGAGUUCUAAUAAGCUGAGCAAUCACUUAGCUGGCCUUUUUAAAGAAGAGCAACUUUACAGAAUUGACCAUUACUUGGGGAAAGAAAUGGUUCAAAAUCUUAUGACAAUAAGAUUUGCUAAUCAGAUAUUCAAUCCCUCCUGGAAUAGAGAAAAUAUUGCAUCUGUCUUGAUUUCUUUUAAGGAACCGUUUGGUACAGAAGGCAGAGGAGGGUACUUUGAUGACUUUGGUAUUAUUCGUGAUGUAAUGCAAAAUCAUCUUCUACAAAUCCUUUCAUUGGUGGCCAUGGAAAAACCAGUGUCUUUGAAUCCAAAUGACAUUAGAGAUGAGAAAGUUAAAGUCCUAAGGCAUAUACGACCUAUAGAGCUUGAUGAUAUUUUGAUUGGCCAAUAUGUAGGUAAUCCUGAUGGUAAAGGUGAAGAGACUCUUGGGUAUCUUGAUGACCCUACUGUGCCUGAAGGGUCUGUGACACCGACAUAUGCUUUGGCAGCACUACAUAUCAAUAAUGCUAGAUGGCAAGGAGUACCCUUUGUGUUGCGCUGUGGCAAGGCUCUAAAUGAAAGGAAAGCUGAAGUAAGAGUACAGUUCAGAGAUGUUCCAGGUGAUAUUUUUGAUGGUCAUGCAAAGAGAAAUGAGCUGGUUAUUAGAGUGCAACCAGGAGAAGCUUUAUAUUUGAAAUUCAUGAGCAAAUCUCCAGGUAUGAAGUUUGACUUGGUGGAGACAGAAUUGGACUUGACAUACAGCAUGCGUUAUAGUGGUGCUGAUGUUCCUGAUGCAUAUGAGAGAUUGAUAUUAGAUGUUUUCACUGGAACUCAGAUGCAUUUUGUACGAAAUGAUGAAUUGAAGGAGGCUUGGAGGAUCUUCACUCCUGUUCUUAAAAAGCUUGAAGAGCAGCAUAUUAAACCCCUCCCCUAUGUGUAUGGGUCACGGGGACCUCAAGAGGCGGAUGAGAGGCUGUCUAGCUAUGAUUUCAAAUACUCUGGUUCUUAUAAGUGGAAAAAACCAGCAACAGUGGAAAAAUCUUAAUUUCUUUCAUCACAUUUUUUUAUGGUGGAGGUUUGUUUUAUAAUGGUGAUAUUCUGUUGUAAUUUAAGAAUAAGAAUAAUACUGAAAUCACUUUUAAAUGCUUUUUACAUCAAUUCAUUCCAUUUUAUGCCUAUUGUUUACAGACUGGUUUUGUACUUGUAGGUCAUUUAAAGGUUAAAUGAAGUCUGCUUGUGAGGAUUAUACUUUUAAUAUUUAUUAAAUAAUUGCAUAUACAUAUAUCAAUGAAACUAAUUAAUGAUAAAGAUAAUUUAUGGUUAUUCAUGAUUGUGGAAGUGCCUUUAAUAUUUUGGUGAUUGUUGAUGAAAUUGUUAAAAAUAACUUUGUAACAUAGCUGUGAUAAUGUUAAUCCUACUCAUACACAUAUAUUAGACAGUGUUUAUUCAAGUGUGACAUGUUUCAAGUUUUAUUAUUGCAGAGGUCACUUCGCCUCACCUUGGUACAAUCUGUUUGUGGUCUAUUACAAUUUGACAUAUAAGAUUAAGUUAGGUUCAUAUUUUACAACUUUUUUAAUGGGUACUUAAUGCAUUCCAGUUACAUUAAAGAUAAAACAAGCGUGAUUGAUUAUAAAAUUUGUAUGUUGUGAACUUGUGAUAUUGUUUAUUAAUUUCUGGUGGGAAAGUUUAUCGGUCACUUAUCAGAACGAGGUAUAGAUAUUAUGCAGUUGUUAAUUUAAACUGACACACAUACCUAUUGAGUGAUACUCAUGUUAUCUUCAUUAUGUGUAAAGUGGCUUUUCUGAUUAAACCUACUUGAAAGUUUAUCAGAUCAGAUAAUAUAUUAUGAAAUAGUAGAAUUAAAGACUGGUCAGUAUGACAUUCCAAAAUGUGGUGUUUUUUAUACUUAUAUUUAUCAUCUAGUGCCAAUCAUUCAAUGAUCCAGAAAGAUAAUUAUUUUAAUAGUUUCACACGACCACCAUUUUUUAUUAAUUAUAAAUAAGAAAAGCAUUUAUAUGUAUACAGAACCUUAAUAUUAGCAAUACUCUGUUAUACUUUGUUAAAACAAACCAUAGCAAGCUAAAUUCAUAAUGUUAUCACAGUGUUUAUAUCUUUAUCGCUAGUACAGUGAGCCACAAACAAAAGAAGUAUACCACACCUUAGAUACUUCUACAAUAUGAACAUAAUAUACAUUUCUAAGAAGCACCCUGUACAUGACAAAUGGAUAAUAACUUGAUGAAAGAAACUAUCGUUAUAAUCUCAAAUGAAAUAUGUACAGGUAGAUAUCUCUGGCUCUUCCCACUCACAGUUGUAACUGAUUUUAAGUUUUUUCUUAAUAUUCAGGUAGGUAGGUAUUUGGAAUAUUUGGUUUGUUAUUAACUUCAAAUAAAUUUCAUUGUUCAUUGGUACAACAAAAUUGUAUACUACUUACACAUAUAAUAAUUUCUAUUGUGUUAACUUGAUUCAGUGCUUAGGUAGGUUAUACGUAGCAGUAACGUUUUUUAAACCUUAUCAUGAAUAUUUAACAGACAUAAAUUAAAAACAAAAUUCUUGGAAUUGUUGAAAACAUGUCUUCCUAACUGACAAUAUUUUCAUAUUUAUUAUUUGGAUUAAUAAUUGUUGACUACUUAUUUAUUAAAGGUCAGGUUAAAAUAUCA